Messenger RNA from Haliotis rufescens (red abalone), 9056 nucleotides. Its product is annotated as cyclic nucleotide-gated cation channel beta-3-like. Gene Ontology annotation, biological process: monoatomic cation transmembrane transport. The record is from RefSeq and is a predicted model, not a curated record. NCBI's taxonomy places the organism in Eukaryota, Metazoa, Mollusca, Gastropoda, Lepetellida, Haliotidae. Gene Ontology annotation, cellular component: plasma membrane; intracellular cyclic nucleotide activated cation channel complex. Gene Ontology annotation, molecular function: intracellularly cAMP-activated cation channel activity; cGMP binding; protein-containing complex binding. The transcript is spliced from 18 exons. Bases 3398 to 6745 code for a protein of 1115 amino acids.
GAGGGGAACACUGACUGGUCCUCCAGUAAUGAAUAUUCAGUUUGAUUGGUCAACUCUACCAGAGGUCAAAUCGUCUUUAGUUGUUACACUACAGUGAUCUGCCUAAUGUGAACUGCUGUUGGGACAUAGAUGGUUUAAUGACUCCCUACUGGGUGCAUCGAAUAGUACAGACUGACUUGGAAGCGGAGCACUGUGCAGUUAUAAUGUGUUCGUGUCCAUCUUGAAUGAGGAUGGACAUUGUGCCAGAUGUAGAAGCUGAAGAUAACGUACAGGGCUGAUGAGCCUGCUUGAAACGGAUACACGAGUAUAUACUGUUUAAACAUUUGCCAUCCACAGAUCAAUGUCUGCUUGUUAAGGAAUCGUUCUUUAUGGAAGGACAGCAUUGACAGAAUUCAUAAACAAUGGCUUAGUAUCCUGCUCUGAAACAAAGCAAGAUUUUAGUGUGUGUGUGAGUUUAAACAUUUACUUGCACUAGGUAAGUGACUGGCAUUGCUUAAACUUGCUCAAUAGUUGAAGGGAGAAUCGAUUAAAACGCCUCUGCUGGAUAUUAUAUCGCAUCUUACUGCCAAACCUUCUCAGCAGGAAGGAGAAAGGUAGGAUAUUUAUGUGAUGGAAUUCUGAAGAUGUUUACAGUUGUUCACAGUGAAUCAAGAAACAUAAGAAUUGUCAGAUAAGAUACAAGGUUUCUCGAAUCAGCAAUUAUGUGUUCCUGUGAGACAUUGGCGCCAUCCAAGACAUGCUAAUGUUGUAAAGGGGAAUAUUGGCUAUGACUGCUGAGGUCCUAUCAGGGUUUGAUGGGGACUGAUAACGAGCUGCCAGGAAAGCAUUGUAGGUUGCUGGGACUGAUUGCUGUAGAGGCAUCCACUUUCUGAUGUAAACAAAGUCUGAGGCACUGUGACAUUUGAAGACCGAUCAGAAUCCUGGAUCUACUUGCAUAGUUGGUUGUUGAAACUGGAUUAUAAGUCAUCGUUGGAUUGAUCAGUCAACAAUCUUGAAGGAUUUCAUUCAGUUUUAUUUGACCUGAGCUGCAUUAUUUGGGAUUUGUCUUGGGAUUAAUCUUCAAGACGUCUGUGCCACGGAUAGAUUUGUUCUUGCGGGAAAUCCCUGCUCAAGGGUAAAGUUGGGAUCCUUGGAAGUCAGAUCUUUAUCAAUUUGCUACCAAGCAUAAUCAGACAUUGCCUUUUGUCUUUUAUUGAUCGAACACAAGACUGUCAAUAUCGGAAAUCAGCAACAGCCAUUUUGUUAUCUGUCAUUAGUAUUCAGAGUCUUUUUGUCCUUUAGGAAAGUUGGAGUUUAAUAGCUUACAAGCUGAGCAAGUAAUGCAAACAUUUAGCUGUAAAAGGAAAUAUUGAUAAAACCAUAAUUGUUUCAGCUGUUUGCCCAGACCAUUAACUUUUUUCAUCGUGUGCAAUGUUCCAUACUAAAUUUCUGGAAUGUUAGGGUAUAUGGCCCUAAACACCAGCUAAUGGCUUUAUCAAUAUCUAAUACGAGGGAACAUUGUUAGUUUUCCGCUGCUGAGCUAUCAUCGAAAUCUGAGGUUUUACAAGUGCAAGCUCCCGUUGUAAUUACCUUCUGUGAUAAUAGUUUUAACCAUUUCACUGCUGCAGUCUCCAGAGACCGUCUUACCCUCAGCAGCUUUAUUUCAAAGUUCGGACUUGUACCUCGAAAUCCUGGAGGAUUAUUUGCAGUCUGUUUCUGUCAAUGAAGAUUUGUUUCUGACUGAUAGUAUUGGCUGGGAGGUAUUUUAAGAUUCUGGUGUGUGGUGUUGUACCCUGAUCAUGUUGAUGAAUUUGAAAAAGUAAGGUGAUGACUUACCUGUAGUUUGAAAUCCUUUGUAAUAAAUUACUUCAAACGGUCAGUCAUAUUUUCCCUUUGGUGACAAGAAGGAGAAUAGGUGCCAUUUCUGCUUUGAGAUCAAGGUUGGUAAAUCUCGUACAGUGACACAGACACUGAUUCCACCUGGCUCAUCACCUCAAAUCAAGAAAGUGUUCUCCACAGGAUGCAAACGUGUGAUAGACAUUAAGUGCUACCAGACGGCACUUAAUCAGAAAUCAUAUACAGAUCUAUCAUCUCUGACUCAACUAGCUGCAGCAUAGAUUUUUGAUGAAAGGAUUUCUGUUGAUAAUUUGUGACAAAUAAUUUGUUGGAAGGUCGUUUGCUAAUGUAAUGUUUUGCUACAUGGAGAAGGAAGAGGAGUGACAAUGGCCCUCAGUUCGUGUGUAUGUAUGUAAAUAGUGUUUCUCGUAAUGGAAAUUGAUUCUGCAUAAGUAUACGCACAUUAAUUCCACGAGAACAAUUACUGCUGAGCAUUGAACAGGUGGUCCAUAUUGACUGAUAGAUGAGCUGUUUGCAGCUAUGAACAGUCACAGACGUAUCUGCCACCUCCAUAAUGCUCCAGCUAAAAACUUAACCCACUGUGACUGUGGACGAUUGUGGAUUGAUUGAAAACUGCCAACUGGGAGUUUUCACACCAGAAUUGAUUCGCAAUUCCACUUUGUAAUGGCGGGAAUGCAGUAACCGACUUGCAGAGUUGGAUCCCAUGACAGGGCUGGUGGUGUGAAUUGGUAACAAGUGUCGGAGCAGGCGGACACUACUCCACUGCUCUGUAGAGAGUAGAUGUGACAUUGGGGUCGUUUCUACCACGUCCAUGUUAAGUAGAGCGAGGCUUGGAGCCAGUCUCGUUCAGUAUGUGAUGGUGCUGAUGUUUAAGCAUUGUUGAGGCAUCAGAUCCAGUGGCAGAAACACUUAGAUUAGAUUCAGUUGAUCCUGAAAGCUUGUGCAUCCUAUGAAGACUGAAUAUCACCAUUUUAAAUUCGAUAUCAGGAUAAAAUAUCCAUGUUUGUGUGCAAGGUGGAUAUUGUGUGCUACUGUCGAUAUUUGAUUCAUGGAUAUGUCCCACUAUACAAAAUAGCAUUGGUGUUACACACUGUGAAGUCAGUUAUCAGAAUAUAUUCCUGUUGGAUUGGAAGCCAGUUUAACACUGGAUAUUGUGUGAAACAUUUCACCAGGUUGUGAUCUAAGAGAGAUUGCACUGCUUGAACUGAAUAGCUGUCCGACUCCAAAAGGUCAAAUUGUAAUUUUGUGAAUACGAAAACACUACUUCAACCAAGCAGCUGGAUAUAUGCUAACUGUGUUGAUUCCUUGAAUCCUGUUUACAACUGAUACCAUCAAAGUCUCCCUUGCUUUAAAGUGGAAGUGGAUCUACCCCAGUUUGUCUGCUUGAGUUGUGUGUUCUCAAGAUGUGUUGAGGAGCAGGAUCUGUUGCACACAGAUACCCUGAAACUCGAGCCCUUCGUUGUGGGGAUAGAUCUACCUUGUGUGUGUCUCUCCAACUUGUGUUGUAUCUGCUGUUGAUACCCACCACCAUUAAUGUAGAGUAGGGAAGUGCAGCGCCUCAAUGGUCUGGAAGGUGGCGGAGAAGUUAUGGCAGCUCGCCUCUCAGGACCAGAAACCACCAGCAACUAUAGGCAUGUGUUCAGACAUCGAUGAGGCAGACGUCCUUUCACUCCAUGAGGAGUGUGAGGAGUGCGAGAGUGAGCGUCCACUCCUCUGUGAUGUUGACGUUGACGUUGAUGACUGUGACAGCAAGCGUCCUCUCCUCCUCAAGCCCAGUAACUCUUGUCGACAUCAGCGUCGCGCCAGUCACAGGGGUGUUCGUCGGUCAAGCCUAGCCUCAACAUGGAGUCGCGACUCAGGGUUGUCGCACCGGCGGUUGAAGCCGAUAUCGUCGUUGAGCAUCAACGACAUGGCCUGCGAGGCCAAGGUGCAGCCCCUCCCCAGCCCCGGCCUGCUCAGCACCCACUCCAUGUGGUCCACCAGCGACCUCUUCAGUCGACCAGCCAGCAGGCAACAGGACCCCGAAGUCGUCUCCAACCUGACUAACUCCAACAGCCUGUCGAAUGUCAGCAGCACGCUCAGUGAGCGUAUGCAUGAACUGGUGCGGGCGUUCUCAAGCCGGACCCAGCGCACCAAGGAGAGGACAACGCAGCCUCCCUCCCCCUCCUCCGUGUCCAGUCAAGAUGCCAAGUCAGCAGUAUCAGGUUUGGACGGGGACGAAACUCCUGCCCCAAGGAACAUCCGUCUGGGGUCGUUCAUACCGAUGGGGUCGAGGACAAGCGAGGUGUUCUCCGAGGCUAGUGAGACCAACAAGGAAAUGCUUGUGGGGGUAUGGCAGUGUCGCUUCAGAAUGCCCAAGUGCCUGCGCAAGAUCAGAUUCCCCAACACCAUUGAGGCUCAGAGUAAACUGUACGUGGGCUGGCUGUUCCUUGUCAUGCUGGCCUACAUGUACAACGCCUGGGUGAUCCCCCUCCGUGGCUUCUUCCCCUACCAGACCUCAGACAAUGUGUGGUACUGGCUAAUCUGUGACUACACCUUUGACUUGGUCUACAUCCUUGACAUCGUCAUCUUCAAAGUCAGGAUCAGAUUCGUUAAUGACGGCAUAAUUGAGUGUGACAGAAAGCUGACAAAGAAACAUUAUAUGAAGAAACUUAUGUUUAAGCUGGACGUCUGUUCCCUGCUUCCACUUGACUUGCUAUACCUUGUACCUGGAAUAGGUGUCAAUGCCUGGCUCCGUAUACCCAGACUGCUGAAGGUGCAGACAUUUUGGGAGUUCUACGAGCGGUGCGACCAGGCGGCCAACGCUUCAGCUCAUGCAAUCAGGAUCAUCAAGACCAUGACGUACAUGUUGUUCCUGAUUCACAUUGAGACGUGCGGCUACUAUGCUGUGUCGGUGUACGAGGGCAUCAACUCGAACCAGUGGGUCUACAAUGGAACUGGCAACGCGUACAUCCGCUGCUUCUAUCUGGCCACGAAGACUGCCACCUCCAUCGGCAACAACCCCAAACCCCAGAACCAGCUGGAGUAUCUCUUCAUGACACUCUACUGGCUGUCAGGGGUCUUUGUGUUUGCACUUCUCAUUGGUCAGAUCCGAGACAUCGUGGAGGCGGCAGGGCAGGUAAAGUCCAACUACCGCAAGAGGAUGGACCAGACGAUCCGCUACAUGGAGUCUAUCAACAUCCCCAAGGAGAUGCAGGAGCGGGUUCGCCAGUGGUUCCUCUACAAUUGGGAGCAGCACAAGACCAUAGAUGAGCGGUUUCUGCUGGAGACGCUGCCACGGAAGCUGCAGACUGACCUUGCCAUCAACGUCCACUUCAACACCCUGAGCAAGGUGCAGCUGUUCCAGGACUGUGACAAGAACCUCCUGUACGACCUGGUCCUCAAACUCAAGCCCAGCCUCUUCCUGCCCCAGGACUAUAUCUGCUACAAGGGUGAGGUGGGGAAGGAGAUGUACAUCGUGAGUCACGGCCAGGUGGAGGUGGUGGGUGGGGAGGAUGGAGAGACAGUGCUGGCCACACUACAUGAGGGCAGUGUCUUUGGGGAAAUCAGCUUACUGGCCAUGUCAGGAGGUAACCGCCGCACGGCUAACGUACGCAGCAAGGGCUACACCAAUGUCUUCACUCUGUCUAAGGCCGACUUUGAGGAAGCCAUGAGAGAAUACCCUGAGGCCCAGAAGCUGCUCCGGAAGAGGGCAAAGAAGCUGCUGAAGGAGAAUGCAAGGCUGGAGAAGAAGAGUGUGAAGGUGGAGGUUGAGGAGAUCAUCAAGACGCCAUCCGAGACACCCAAGUUUGUCAAGACCGUCAUCAAGGUAAUGGACCCCGAAUCUAACUUGGUGAAGCACCUCGACCCAUCCCUGAAGAUGUCCUCCAGCUCAAGGUCGGCUCUGAGUAGGGCCAGCAGCAGGGCGAGUUCAGGGAGGUCAUCCAGAUCAUCCGUGUCCUCUGUGUCCUCCCAGAGCAAGGUCCCAGAGAGAAAGCCCAGCAAGAAGGGGCAAGCAGCCUUCAUCUUCGGCUCUGAGGUGUCGCUGUCGGACAUCCCCAACGAUGCCCGUGUGGAGUAUGAUGUGGAGGAUGACCAGAUGCUAGUGGUGGAGAGGGUGGAGCAUGAGCUGUUGCCGGAGUCAAUGCCGCCGCCGCACAAGGAGACUCCCGUCAUCGAAGACAAACGCACACAGAUCCUCAAGGAUGACCUUGACAAAACCAACAACAGUGUGGAGAGCCAAGAUUCCGGCAUCCCAAGCAUGAAGCGUAGUGCAAGUCAGAGCACAGACAAGUCUCUCAGCAACCAGGACAGCAAGGAUUCCUUCAACACCAGCGACCUGAUGGACGUCAUCAACGAGGAGAAGCAGAAGGGGGACAGUGGCGACAGCUCCACUGUGGAUCCUCCCCCGGAGCCUCGGCAGAGUCCCAGUGGAGCCAGCUCUGCGUCAGAAGCUGAAGAUGCAGAGCGCCGGAGUGUGGGCUCACCGGUUGACCAGAUCACGACAGAAGAAAAACCUACUGAAAACGGAACUCGCCGAAAGGUGUCUUCGGAAAGCAAGGACGAGAAAUCGGUUAUCACAGAUGGAACACGGAGAAAGAUUUCAGCUGAGAGCAAAGAGAAGGUUGUUAUGGAGGAUGGAACACGUCGGAAAGUGUCCACAGGAAGCAGGCAUGGAGCUCAGACUCCAGAUGCUAACGGGGCCCAGUCCCCACGAUGUGUGACGCCACAUACAAGGGGAGACAAGUCAGUGACUGAGGGAGAGAAACAUGAGAUUCCUUUGGAGAAUAAAGUGACCUGUGCUGUGGAGAUCCAUCGAGAGAAGACACGGACACCCUCAUCAAUAUUUUCUCUCGAACACCAAGAACGUCCAGGAUCAAAUGCAUUUUAUCGGCAGAACAGUAAUGUGUCAUACGAAACGGAAUUAUAAGACAAAUAUUACUGUGAACGUGACUACAGCUUGUGUAAGCAGACACUAGUGACUGUGUCACUGCAUCAGGAUUUGUGCAAGCUUCUUGUGAGAAUGUGGCCUUGAGGAUAAUAAUGGUGUUGUCAACAAAUGUCAAAGUGAACGAGAUGACAGUGGAUCGUAGAAAAUGUACGGCACUUUACGACACUGAUGUGUUCAAACAGGAUACUUGUUUGUUGAAUAUGACAUUAAGAUGUCCACUGGUCUGUAUUCAGAGUAUUUAACUACUUCCAAGAUAAGUAUUUUUUAAAUAUUGAUUUAUUCGAAGUUUCCAAUGAAGAAGGGGGGGGGUGGUUAGUUCUGUUGACCUAGACUCACUGAUCACAGACUGCCCUAGACUCACUGAUCAUAGGCUGCGCCUAUAGACAUAGAGGGGAAAUCACUCACUGUGUUUUGCAUGAAAGCAUAAUUAGACUGUAAGUGUUAAAAAUAUUUUAAGAACAUUUGGACAAAACGUUCAACUGAUGGAAAACAUAAUUAUUUCUAUAGGUUUGAGUGCAAUUGUUUUAGUAAAUGUAGUGAUGUGCAAAGAUGUCACAGUACAGCGAUGUCAUGACUUGAAGAACGUUGCAGUGCUACACCGAUUUACUUUUGCUGUCAUCAAUACGAGACCACUCAUACAAUAGGAAUUAAUUCACUUUUGAUUACUUUAUAACAUUGUAUCAUUGACAAAUAGUCUAUUAUUCUUGGCUGUACGUUUCAUCUCAUGGAUACCAAUACCAGGAGACAAUGGUUCAUCUCCAUUCAACACCAUAUGGUGCAGCAUUGUUGUAGAGGGUCAGUGUAACCCCCUAUACAGACAGGGUCAGUGUAACCCCCUCUACAGACAGGGUCAGUCUAACCCCAACUACAGACAGGGUCAGUGUAACCCCAACUACAGACAGGGUCAGUGUAACCCCAACUACAGACAGGGUCAGUGUAACCCCCACUACAGACAGGGUCAGUGUAACCCCCUCUACAGACAGGGUCAGUCUAACCCCAACUACAGACAGGGUCAGUGUAACCCCCUCUACAGACAGGGCUGACGGGCCACAUUCAUCAUGGAUGCCAGGAUCAGAGACUAUUCUGAUAAUCCUGAGACUAGUAACAAUAUGCAAGGACUACUCGUUUCAAGUUGGGCCACGUUACACAAUGUCUACCCUGGAUGUGCAGGAUCAAGUUUCAAAUGAUACAAAGAUGUUGAUGAUCAGUGACUUCGCCGUGAAAUGGCUAAUUUGACAUUAUCUAUUUUCAAUGAAGACUUUAGUUGAAUGAAAGGCUGAAAAGUGUGAGUGAGGAAUAAUACUUCCAAUAAUUUUUGCUUCCUGUCUCUGUUUGAUAAAUACAUCCGAGGUGUGUAUUUAAGUGCAUCACAAAGAUGUGAAGACCUACUGUUUUUAUUAGCAGUGCUUGUACUCAGAGAACUCUAGCUUGUACUAAUCCUUGACAGUGUUCAGUUGAGUGCACUUGAACUUGUGGAAAUGAAUGCAUGAUAUUUCCAGUCCAUCAUUGCCCUAAAAGGCAUUAAUUAAAGUCAUACAAAGAAGUUGUCGCAUCCUCAGACAUGUUGUGCAUUGCCUGUUUUCAACUGGGGCUCCGAGUUGUGAGGUUACAGAUUCAGGAUGGGGUGAAACGCCACUGGCCAGGUCUGUGUUGUCAAAAGUAACCAUGAAAAUGUCAUGCGAGUUAAAAUCAAGUAAUCAGUACAUGACAGUAAAGUGUGUGUUUUAUGUUGUUCUUUAACGCCACACUCAGCAAUAUUCCAGCUAUAUGAUGGUGGCCUGUAAUGAUCGAGUUUGAACCAGACAAUCCAGUGAUUGAUAUUGUGAGCAACAAUCCACUCCAUCAACCAAGUCCUGACAAUGCGAUCAACAAUCACCCAGCUGAAGACCAAUUGAAUCCCCACGGUAACCCAGUAAAGUACUAUCAUGAGUCUAAAGAGCUCAAGUCCGAUGAAAUGAAUAUCCGUGUAUAUAGGGAACAGUUCAGCACUUUCCACAGCCAAUGUGUGUCUUUAGAUGGUAUGGAACGGUGUUGGCAGGGAAAAGCUGUAAUAUUGCUGUUCAAAACAUUGUCUCAUGGUGGCUUAGUGUCAAUAUGCAAGACACGACAGUCACAGCCAAAUCUGAAAUGAGGUUUGAGAAAAUGAACGUCUAAAAGUAAGAAUACCAAAUACUUCUGUUCCAAUUGUUUUGUAGUAAAAUGUUGAGACUGUCUUUGUAACCAUAAUAAUAUUCAUCACCUUGUUUAUCAUAUACACCAGUUUAUUGUUAAUAAAAACCUUCCGAAUCAU